GCUAAUUUAUGAGAUUUUAACUUAGUUCCUUGUUUCUCCGCGUGAUGAAUGUCAAGAACUUCCCUUUUUAACACGUGACAUCAGGAAAACACUGUCAUUUGUUUUAUAGGUUUUUAAAAUGGCCUAUUCUCACACUCACAUACUCACAUUCAGUCACUGAUUUUAAGCAGGUGAUAUUUGGUACCGUGUUCUAAUCCAUAACAGACGUGAGGAUGAUAUGAAGAUGGUUACGAGGUUAAAUGUGUGAAUAUCAGUCAGAUAUAUGGGAGAACUUCCUGAUUGUUUUAUUUUUUUACCACUGCAAAAAGAACUGAAACACCCAUACUACCCCACACACACGAAGGAAGUUGCAAUACUGGGCAUUUACUAUUUAUAAGGACAUCUGAGGUGGGGAUUUUUCAGACACAGAAGCCUAAGACAAGAAGAAAUAACCUCUCUAUCAUCUACUGUUGUGAUUUCUAACAAAGGCAUUAAGCAUGCCACCCACCUUCUGGACCAUUGCAGUCCCAUCAUUGCUUUUAAUGGUCAGAUCCACAGUUUUGAUGAAUGUAGACAGAAAUGUCCAGCUCUGUUCCUUUAGGAGGGAAAAUAGAAAGGACCUUACCAACAGCAACCUGAACAGGAUACCAUCAGACUUGCCAGAUGACACGGAAUACUUAGAUGUCUCUGAAAACAAUAUUUCUAGUAUCAUCCAUGAUGACCUGUACAGACUCACUCGCCUGUGUUUCCUCAAGAUCACCCACUGUGGCCUUCGAUUCAUCUCCCCUGAUGCCUUUUAUAAUAACUCAGAACUCAAGGUUCUCAACAUCUCCUACAACCCACUGACCGUUAUUCCGUACUUGUCCCUGCCACAGCUUAGGAUCUUAGACCUUUCCGGCAAUGAUUACGGCAGCUAUACGCUUCCGGCUUUUUUCAGUAACUUGACGCAUCUUACUACCUUUGCAAUAGGAAGUCCAAAAGUAACGUCAGUUGAUAUCGAUGAUUUGGCACCACUUCGAAAUACACAUUUAAAACAAUUCACAUUUGGAGGUGGCACUGAGAUGCAAAAAUACGAAAAUGGUUCUUUUGCCCAACUUAGAUCAUUGGAGGAAGUGUCUCUGAGAGUGACCUUUUGUCACAACUUUGAUAUUUUCAAAACCAUGUUGAUGGACCUUGACCAAACACAUACAAGGAAAGUCAGGCUAAUCAAGCUCUUUCCAGAUCAGUGUGCAAUUACAAGCGAUCCUUUCGAGAACCUUGAGAAACUCCAUGUACUCUCCAACUUAACCAUUGUGGACACUUUGAUUAACAGCUCUGUCAUGGUGAAACUCAUCCAAAAUAUCUGGAAAUCAUCUUUUGAGGAACUUGAAUUUCUAAACAUAACUUAUAAUGAAGAUACUCCAUAUGGGUUUCAAUUCCCCAGUCAGAACCAUACACUCAGUUUACAAGCAAUUGUUUUUGACGGUGUGAACCACUAUCAAUAUCGCUAUCCUACAGUCAACAUGAGCAUGGACUUGAUUUCUCAGCUGACUUACAUGAAGUUCUCUGGUACUGGAAUGAAUAUUCUUCCAUGCAAUCUCAUUUCGGUUAUACCAUCACUACAAAUCUUGGACCUGUCCAACAACCUUUUGGAUGAUACAGGAUUCUGGUGGUAUUUGUGCUCAUAUGAGGGUGUGUUUCCAGCUUUGAGACAGCUUUCGUUAAGCAACAAUCGUUUUUCUGACCUGGCGUAUAUUUCUAAGAGGACUCAUGAAAUGAAGGUUUUAAUGUCCCUUGACUUAAGUUUCAACUCCAUUAAGAUUGGGGAGCCAUGCUCCUGGCCCUCACACCUCACUGAACUGAAUCUCAGCCAUAACAACUUGGGCGACACUGUAUUUCAAUACCUGUCCUCUCAUUUCCAAAAGAUCGACCUCUCCAAAACAGGCAUAAGCGUCAUCUCCCAGGAUGUCCUCUCACAGUUCCCCAGUCUCACACAUCUCAUCCUGAGCUUUAAUAGCAUACAGCUCAUCCCCUCGGAUCUCCAUGCACCUGCACUGCACACCCUUUACGUUGAUCAGAAUGCCAUCACGUCCAUUGACCAGGCUGCGCUAGACGGCCUCUCCAGCCUGCAGACUUUAAAAGCAGGUAACAAUCCAUUUGUCUGCGAUUGUGACUCUUUUUGGUUUGUGACCAUGUUGAACAAGGCUCUUCUUCCUGAAUGGCCAUUAGACUACACAUGCAGUUCUCCACCAUCACUAGCAGGAAAGUACUUAGACACGUACAAACCGGGAAAACUUUCCUGUCUACCAGGACUCCAGGCAGCCGUGGCUCUACCAGUAAUUAUUGCUAUUACAGCUGCUCUGGGCAUCAUUUUCUAUGCAUGUGAUGGAAUCUGGUACACAAAAAUGCUCUGGGUAUGGAUAAGAGUGAAGCGUCGGAGCACCAAACAGGCAGAUAAAUCGAUGAACAGCACCUUUCUUUACCAUGCUUUCAUUUCCUACAGCCAGCACGACUGCACCUGGGUGGACUCUGAACUCGUCCCGACUUUGGAGAGCGCAGGCUUGUCCAUCUGCAUUCACGAGCGAGACUUUGUUCCUGGCCAGUGGAUUGUGGACAAUAUCAUUAACUGUGUGGAAAGCAGCUACAAAACAAUCUUUAUCCUGUCAAAGCACUUUGUUCAGAGUGAAUGGUGCAACUAUGAGCUCUUUUUCGCUCAGCACAGAGCGAUUAGUGUGAAGGACGACUCGCUGGUCUUCAUUCUUUUGGAGCCCAUCCCGUCUGACUCUCUGCCUAAGAAAUACCUGAGGCUAAGGACCUUGCUAAGGCAGAAAACCUAUCUGGAAUGGCCAAAAGAUGAAACCAAGAAAAAAGUUUUUUGGUCUAGUCUCAGGUCCAUCCUGCAGACUGCAGACAAGAGUGUGGUGCUGAAAGAGAUUGCGUUUGACAUAGCUGAAAAUGCUCUUUUACUGAAUGCUCAACAGUGAAUUUUCCUACAAACUGGCAUCUUACUCAAGUUUACUUUUGUAUCAGUGGUAGCUGCAGAGACUCAGAUCAUCAAAACAACAACAGCAUGUCCCAAGUGUUUACUUUUUUUAUAGCACAGAAAUUUGGCAAUAAUUAAAUUUUUUAAUUAAUUAAAACAAAAUAUCAUACUUUGUAUUGCUUUAUAGUUACAUUUAAUGCUGUGAAUGUUGACAGGUUCCUGUUAUCACUUACGCUAUAGCAGCUAUAAACAGUUGUUCCCUCUCCAGCCUCUCUAUUUUUCUCUCUCUUGAAGUUAAUAAGACAAAAAAAGUAUAGCAUGUGCAGCAGCUUCUUAUGUUACGGAGAAAGUACGUACUUUCUUGUGUCAAAAAACUUAACUUUACAGGUUUACCUCUGACUGUUAUAAAGCACUGACAAUGGAGACUUCUUCCAAAAUAUGCUAAUUAAACAUCAUCUCAGAAAACGUCACACAUUAAUCUGUUCAUGCGGAGCGUCUGCCAUACAAGUAUCUGCGUUAGUUAUUAGAGAAAUGAUAAUGUAUUAGAAAGAGUGCAUUAAUAUUAACUUUGCAGCUGGAACUACUGUCAGAGCUGCUGGUAUAGAAAAUUAAUCAACACCUUCUGACCAAUCGGAAUUGAGAAGUCAGCAGCGCUGUGGUAUAAGUAGGUUUAAGGCCAUGACACAAAACACGGAAUGUUGCGUGACCCAUUUUAUCUACUGUCUUUUGGCAAUGGCUGUCUGAGGACAUAAACUGCCUCAACUACACAAAUAACACUUAUUUAUUGUGUAUACCUGACAUACAAGCGAGUCUUUGGAGUGACUCUGUCUCCAUCUAGUGUUAAAGUAGCAUUUACUUUAAAUUUCAGUGUACAGUGUGUGUGGGUUUCCAUUUUGUAUGAUAUUUCUAUCUGAUCACCUGUAAACAGCAUGGUAUGGAUGGUCCAGUGACAGUAUCACACAUGAUGUUGACACUACACAACUUUUCUUUUUUUCAUUGUUGCUGUUUUUAAUAAAACAAUAAAUGCUUUGUUUAUCAGACCCUGUUGAGUGGCAGGUGAUGUCUGAUCACAUAAAAGUCACAAACGUGUUCUGGUGGCUGAUAUCUAGCCUCAUGAGGAUUAUUGAUUGUAACAUGGUUCGUGAUAUUAUUGUGGUAUUGGAGCAGCAGGUCUCUCUGUCAUGUAUUUUUCACCAAACCUUUUAAAAUUCUCAUCCAGUAACCAGAAUUAAGGGAUUGCCUCUGUGAGAAGGAGACUUCAAAUUUGUCUGAAAUCGGGAGACUUAGAAGACGGCUGUUCUUACUGUCCCAGAUUUUACCAAAAAUCCUGCCUGCAUAGACAGCUUCCUGCCAGAAGGAAUAAUGAUGGUAUUUUGAAAUACAGUCUGUAUAGAAUAUUUUGAUAACAUAAUAAUAUUUUGCUAAAAAUAACUGAUUAUCAGCACAUCCCUACACAUAUGACUUGUGUUUAUCACUGUAUGUAAUAUUACUG
Pangasianodon hypophthalmus (striped catfish) is the source of this 4433-nucleotide messenger RNA. RefSeq names its product toll-like receptor 1. Gene Ontology annotation, molecular function: protein binding; transmembrane signaling receptor activity. The record is from RefSeq and is a predicted model, not a curated record. Gene Ontology annotation, biological process: toll-like receptor signaling pathway; immune response; inflammatory response. The coding region runs from base 477 to 2942 and encodes 821 amino acids. NCBI's taxonomy places the organism in Eukaryota, Metazoa, Chordata, Actinopteri, Siluriformes, Pangasiidae. Gene Ontology annotation, cellular component: membrane. The transcript is spliced from 2 exons.